AUGCAACCAAGCAUGGUUCAAGUACUAAGGCAUUGGGUGCCUCCGACCGAAAGGAAUAAUUUUUUGUGGGCUCAUUGCGGUGUUACUACGGGAACCUGUUUCACGUUUUUAAUGUGCGCUGCAAUACAAUACUAUUCUCGAUGGCCUGUUGGUUUUUACAUCGUAGGCGGACUCCAAGUACUUUGGGCAAUGUUAUGGAUGUUGCUAGUUACUAACAACCCAAGAAAUCAUUGGUGCAUCACAAAUGAAGAGCUGGAAUAUUUAACUAAUACAAUUGGGAAUAUUUUUACAAUAAAGUUGAGUAACUCUCACACUCCUUGGAAAUUAAUAUUAAAAUCUGUUCCUUUUUGGGCACUGUGCAUUCUUAACUUUGGUUAUUCGUGGAACAUUACAGCUUUAUGCAUUCACGGACCAUUAUACUACUCUGAGGUGUUAAAAUACAAUAUUUAUAAGGCCGCAGCGUUAACUGCACUGCCAUUCUUUCUACGCCUAGUUUUCGGAGCGACUACUAUUCAAUGUUUCUAUCGCUAUAAGUUAACUGAUUACUAUAAAAAAAGAAAGCACCUUAGGAAAUACUUCAUAGUUUUGUGUAAGUAGUUUAUUAUAAGUAAACAUU
Messenger RNA from Bombyx mandarina (wild silkworm), 616 nucleotides. Its product is annotated as sialin. The record is from RefSeq and is a predicted model, not a curated record. Gene Ontology annotation, cellular component: membrane. Lineage: Eukaryota; Metazoa; Arthropoda; Insecta; Lepidoptera; Bombycidae. Gene Ontology annotation, biological process: transmembrane transport; monoatomic anion transport. Gene Ontology annotation, molecular function: transmembrane transporter activity.